Molecule: messenger RNA, 3769 nt
Organism: Blastomyces dermatitidis ER-3
Lineage: Eukaryota; Fungi; Ascomycota; Eurotiomycetes; Onygenales; Ajellomycetaceae
Exons: 4
Coding region: 2680-3219 (179 amino acids)
Source: RefSeq, a predicted model, not a curated record
CAGUGCUGUUGCUAGCUGGGUUAACUAACUAGUUACGGAGCAGUUGGCAUUGUUAGUUAUAAGUUACGAGCUAAGCCCCCCGCACGCUAAUAGCGGGAGGGGAGGAACCUCUAACCUGUUGAGAAAUGCUAUUUUGAUAUUUUGACCUCUAACCUGAACCUGUGUAGUUAGUUACAUUAUUGUAGGCACAGACACAAGCGAGGCGGAUUCAAUCAUCUUCGAGCCUGAGUCUUGCUGGGCAGAAUCUAGAGUGAUAUUUUCGAAUGGACAGAGUAUCGUAUCGUGCCUAAAUCCUUGGACCUUUAACUUGUCUUCUACUGCGUAGGGACAUGAUAAGCCACCCCCUGGGGUCACCUGGAAGCAGAAGUGUUCGGGCAGCUUGUUAUUUUGGUCUUGUUGGCCGAGUGGUUAACAUACGCACGGCGACAAUGCUCACACGAUCACCUUGAAAUUAACAAGACGAAGCUGCGGAAUCUCCGAGAAAUGAUCAUUAACUAUAUCUACGAACCAACUAGGGCCAAAUAAGUUAGCGGAAAGCCAAAUAUAUCAGCGGAAAAACUAAAAGAAAACUACCCUGGGAGCAAAUCGACCGUGGAUAAACGAGGGACAACUCCAGCUAACCCUGGUUUGUUGAAUUAACCUUCUUUGCUCUGCAUAACGCAUAUAAUGUUUUGUUACUUGCGCAGCCAUCCCCAUACAGAUGAAGUUACAUAAAGUGGCCGUCCCAGAUUGAUACAUGUACAUGUCCUCAGGAGUCUUUUACCCAGCAUCCUGAACUCGCCUCAGAAAAGUCCCUAAACCUCCGUGGGCCCUUCCCAGUCACUUUUUCAACAUCAUCAUUCAUCCGAUCCUCCUCCCCAUUUUUAAUAUUUGUCUCUAGAACCGCCAACAUCUGCGCAUAAUCCUGCGGUAUCCCAAGAGUUGAUUCCAUCCUGGCUGCCAAUUCAGCUUCAGAAAGCUUAACAUGAGCGAUCGUCCUACCGAGCACGGAAGACAGGAUAUCUGCCAAGUCAUCGUAGGACAACAGCUCUGGGCCCAGGAUGAGAUGUUCAGUGUUAUGCGGACGGGCAUCCGUUAAGGCGCGGAACGCAACUCGUGCAAUGUCCUCUGCGGAGACGAAUGGGACUCUCCCCUCCCCCGUUGCGGAAUAGAUCUUGCUCUCCUCCUUGAUAGAUAGGAGAUGUUGGCCUUCUGAGAAGUUUUCUGUUAUAAUAUCAUAUGCCGGUCAGUUCAGUCGGAUAUAUCUCCAAAUAUUGGGCAUAUGAUAAUUGCAUACCCAUAAACCAACUCGGGCGCAGAGCUGCCCACUCAAUUCCGCCCUCCGCCUCCGCCUCCGCCUCCGCCUCCUUUACUCCAUUCUCCUCUAGACCGGCCAAAUAAUCAUGCACCUGCCCCAUCGCAAACCCACCCCUUUCAAGCACGCUAGAACUAAGCAACACAAAUCUUCUCACCCCCCUCCCCCUUGCGAAAUCGAUGAACCUUUUCAUCAGUGGGACCAUGUCCAGAAUGGGCGGGCCGACGAUGUAUACUCCCGUGAUGGGGCUGGAACUGUAUUGGAAUUCGGUCCUGACUGCUGAUGCUGAUGCUGAUGUCGAGACCGCAUUAAACGGCUGUGCCCAGGUAGAUUCAUCGAACCAGUCGAACUUGACAUGUUUGUACGGGCUUGAUGGGGAGCUGGUGCGGGAUGCGACAAGGAAAGGGACCUCUGGGGCGCAGGUGGAGAGGAUGGAGGCGAGGCGACGGGUGGUUUUGCCGCGUCCGCCGAGGAGGAGGAUUGUCAUGUUAUAUUGAUUUUUGGUCUAUGAUAUAUAUAUCUAUAUAUAAAUUGUUUUUUGUAUGGGUUUUUCAGACCUAUGAUGUAGGUUCUAGGGGGAUGGUGACGCUGUACGCACGAGUAGCUGGUAGACUCCCCGCUUGUUGGUGCUCUUAUUCUUUAAUUUGCAACGGCUAUGACGGGGUCAUUGGGCUCAAUGGUUCUCGUGCUGCUGCCGGUUAGCCUGAUGUUUAAACUUCUCAAAACGACCUGGGCAUCUGAUAGUAUUUAUGCUUGCGCGAUAUGUACAUGUACGUCACACCCCUAAUUGACCCACGCAGCCCAAUUACGAUGGCACAAUGUAUGCAACUCUAUCAUCAAAGCAACCCACCCUGUCAAACCUCUAUUAUAGCUCCUAAUAGUCCUAACAACACGAGUAUUUGUGUAAAAAAAAAAGAGAAUUUGUGAGCUUGGAUUGCGUUUUUUUUCAAGUCUCGCUAAAAUCCGGCGCCAAACCCCCUUAAAUCCGAGCUCUUUCAAAUCCGAAAAAAAAGGACGAUGCCAACAUUCCCUGGACUUAAAGAAGUUAAGAACUUAAUAUCCAACAUGCACGGGUUUAACGCGGAGAGAUAAUCAUUCCGGUAUUUUAACUACUGUUGAUGGUGAUUACUUUGAAAUUGAAAAGCAGGACGUGGAUAGGGUUUCUAAAGGAGAUAGCUGCGGCUUGUGAAGUAAACCACAGAUAUACACGUACAUCGUAAAUGUCAGGGUCCAGGUCCCAGGUGAGAUCUUUGUUCCAUAUAAAAAUCGCCGUAGGUUCCGCCCCUAAAUGAACAAACAUAUCGUAAAGAAUUACGUUUUGGAGUCUGCAGAAGGACUAUUUCGACAUCAGCUACUCUACAGGGAAAAGAAAGAAAGACAAAGCCAUGGCCAACUAUCCGGCCGUCGACUAUCUCCUAGAUAGGGCAAAUAUCCACGAUGUCAUCACGAAGAUGAGUUAUUACGUCGACACACGUCAAUGGGACAAGCUCGCCGACGAAGUGUUCAUCCCAACCGAUCUCAUCAUCGACUAUUCGAAAUGUUUCGGCGUCGAACCGACGCAGACGACGGCGAGGGAGAUAGCCACGAAUUGGAAACAGCUCAUGGAUAAGGUGGAUGCGGCGCAGCAUAUUCCAAGUGCUAUACUCAUCACCCUUCCCCAACCAGGAACAGAAACGGUUGAACCCCGAACGGCCUUUGCCACUUGCAACGGUGCCGUGACGCUGGUCAAGAAAGAUGCUGAUGGUGGACCACUUGUCUCCAACGGGGGCCGAUAUGACCUUGAAUUGAAGCGGGUAUCAUCCCGAGAUUCAGGGGCAGGGAAUCCGUGGCGGAUCACGAAGCUUGUAGCGAAUUUGGCGUGGGUUGAGGGGAAUAUGAAAUUGUUGCCGUAUGGUGAGUUAAGGGAAGAGCAAAAAACGAAAUGACUUGGGGGGAAAAUAUGUGCUAGGUACUUCUGUAGAUGCAUACAUGCAGGUGGACAAACGCGCGCAUUUAAACAUCGUUGGUGUAUCUCGCUCUAACACUUGAGAGCGAGGGUAUUGUCCUGAAAGAAAUAGAGGUUGUAUGGGCCGCACGCUCAUAUGAUGAAGAGGAUUUCUCUCUUGCUCGACACAAUAGCUAGUAUUCAAUAAAUUGUCUUGGUUUUCAGACACAGACAUUCAAGGAUAUUGGUCCUGGAGCGUCGGAACAUGUGUAUAUAGCUUCGUUGCACUUGUUCUGCUGAAGAACGUGUGACGUAGUGAUGUACGCAUGCAUGGCGCCCGAUGCACACAGCAUUUAUUUAAACUUCUCGGAAAAUUAACAGAGCUCGUUUGUCAUUUGUCGUUGUACUGCACUGUACCUGCAGACAACCCCUUCUGCAAGAUUGAAAAGCAGCAUAUGUUGAGCACAUCCAUAUGCAAAGACUCAGUCCAAAUGUACCCAGAUAGUUGCGUGCGGGGAACUGGAGAUAUAUAUGUUGGGUACUUUUAUCAG